Messenger RNA from Lacerta agilis (Sand lizard), 968 nucleotides. RefSeq names its product family with sequence similarity 219 member A (gene FAM219A). The coding region runs from base 95 to 652 and encodes 185 amino acids. The transcript is spliced from 6 exons. The record is from RefSeq and is a predicted model, not a curated record. NCBI's taxonomy places the organism in Eukaryota, Metazoa, Chordata, Lepidosauria, Squamata, Lacertidae.
CUCCUCCUCCUCGUCGUCCUCUUCCAGCUCCCGGUUCUCGCCCGCCCUCCGCCCGCUCGGCCUUCCCGGCCCGGCUCCCUCUCCCGCCGGCACCAUGAUGGAGGAGAUCGACCGCUUCCAAGUGCCCGCCGUGAGAGCCGAGAUGCAGCCGCUGGAUCCAACAGCAGCCUCUAUAUCUGACAGAGACUGUGACACGAGAGAGGGAGAAACUGUAGCUAUGAAUUACAAACCAUCCCCCCUGCAAGUGAAACUAGAGAAACAGAGGGAGCUGGCUCGUAAGGGGUCCCUGAAAAAUGGAAACAUGGGGAGCCCAGUUAACCAACAGCCCAAGAAGAACAAUGUGAUGGCACGAACAAGGCUGGUUGUUCCCAAUAAAGGCUAUUCCUCAUUAGACCAGAGUCCUGAUGAAAAGCCAUUGGUAGCACUGGACACAGACAGUGAUGACGACUUUGACAUGUCCAGAUAUUCCUCCUCGGGAUAUUCUUCAGCUGAGCAGAUCAACCAGGACUUGAACAUCCAGCUGCUAAAGGAUGGCUAUCGGUUAGAUGAGAUCCCAGAUGACGAGGACCUCGACCUGAUCCCUCCGAAGUCGGUCAACCCCACUUGCAUGUGCUGUCAAGCCACCUCUUCCACUGCCUGCCACAUCCAGUAAUGAGGGAAGCCUGGCAAGGGUUGACCAGUGCUUUCCACUAUAACUGUAAAACUUAACAGCCAUUGCUUCCUCCUAUGGUAGGACGUGCACCUCUUUGUGUUCAUGGAGCCAGGAGAAACCAAAAAAUAAUAUAUAGAUAUAUAUAUAUAUUAUUCAUUUUAUGAUCCUCUUCUCAUUUUUAUUUUAAAACUACAGUAAGUGAACCAGAUACAGCUCCUUGGUCUAGAAAGCCCAUUGGAUCCCUUUGGACUUGGGCUCAGCUUGUAAAAUUCAUACACAGGAGUUUGGAGGGGGUGGAGAUCAGAUGUGGUUGCUG